CUUUAUCUAUAGUAUAUGAUCCAUAGAAAAGAGAUUAUGAUCUAAGGAUCUAAGUCUAGUCCAUAAAUGUGGUUACAACCACAAAUUAUUAGUUUCAUAUAAUCUACACUACAAUCGCAGAGUAUAAUUAUGUCCCAUGAUAUUAUCAUUUUUAUUAUUUGAAAAUGUAAAACACCGGAUUUUCGUAAGACUGCCACUAGUCAAUGUUUUUUUUUAUUAUGGUUUUUUUAAAAAUGUUUUCGCCUUAUUGUCUUUAUAAUGUAAAUAAAUCGAUGAAAGUAAAAAUGUUCAUAAAUAUUCAUUGUAUGAAAAUCCGUAAAAAGGUAUGAAAAUGUAUAUGGAAAGAUUUUGUAAUCAUUUAACCAAUAGAUACAUUUUAUAUUAUUAUAUUUAUAAUAGAUAUCAUAAGCUGUAACCAUAAUAUUCAGGUUUUACAAUAUUUAAAUCCUAUUUUUCACAGAGUACAGUUUUAACAGAUGAAAUAAAAGAUUCCACUACACAAAUCACUUAUGACAAUCAAUUUACCAUACUGGAAAACUCUAUGACACCUUUAUGUCAUAUGCCAUAUGACAAACAAAUGAUCCAAAAACAAUAUUGGACCAAUACAAUAAGCAAAGAACUGCGCUCUCGAUUACACAACGCCAAAACACCAAUUAGGCUGCCCAAAGUUCUUUCCAUUUCACCAGCAGUAUGUUUAACUUAAAAUUAUUUAUUUUAUUGAAACUAAUUUUGUUAGAAUAUUAGCCACAGAUAAAUGAAUAUCGCAGUAAGGACGAAUUUAAUUUCCGACCCGGUAUAGAUGGUAAUCCAAAAACCUUAGGUUUUUUUAUAGGUGAUCAUUCUAAAAGAAAUAUCUAUUGUGUUCCUGGUACAAAAUUGGUUAAUAUGAAACAAUCACAUAAACAUAUUGCUCAGGUAAUUUUACUGUAAUUAGUUUUUCCGGUGUUUAAAAUAUGUAUAAUUGGUUUUUUUGUUUUUAGAUUUUUGAAAUAUUUGUUAGAAAAUCUAAAUUACCUGUCAGCUAUGAUCAUCUGGAUGGUGGUUUUUGGCGUGGAAUCAUUGUACGGAGCAAUUUAAAGGGAGAUAUAAUGGCUAUAGUGGUUGCUAAUCCUAGGGGUUAUACCAAUGAAAUUAUGUUGAACGAACAAUGUAGAUUUAAUGACUUUUUAAAAAAUAGUAAUAUUAAUAUACAAUCAUUGUACUUUCAUCCUAGGUAAUUAUUUAAAAAUCUAAAUAAAUAAAUUUAUUUCACAAGCUACCUAAUAAUUUAUUAUUUAGUUUGCAUACAAGGAGUACAAAAGAUUCAACAUAUAUUCUUAUUGAUGGAGAUAAAUAUAUUUAUGAGAACUUAAGUGGUUUUAACUUCAGAAUAUCUCCAGAUUCAUUUUUCCAAAUCAAUACUUUGGCUGCUGAAGUUUUAUAUGAUGAAUUAUUUAAAUUACUUAAUCCGCCAAAAACAUCUACUCUGCUUGAUUUGUGUUCUGGCACUGGUAAGAUUUAUAAUAAAUACCUAUAGUAUCUAUUUAUUUUUAAAAAUAAAACAAUGCUUUCCUAGGUGCCAUAAGCAUAAUAGGUAGUCAACGUGUUCAGUCAUGUAUUGGUAUUGAAUCUGUAGCACAAGCUGUCAAUGAUGCAAAGGAAACUGCAAAAAUAAACAAUAUACAUAAUUGUGAUUUUAUUGAAGGAAAUGUGGAAAUUGUAAAUAAUAUCUCACUAAUUUAUUAACUAAAAUACACAUGUAUCUUUUUUUUCUUUCAGAUAUUAAAACAUGUUUUAAAUGAAUUAAGUAUGGCCAAUGAUUUGUGCUCAGUCUUAAAUCCAGGUCGAGCAGGAGUUCGUAAGUACUGGCAUUCCAAUUAUAGACUAUUUUAUUAAUUUUUAAUAUUUUUAGAUACGAGAGUAAUCAAUGCUAUAAGAAAAAAUAAAUUGGUUAACAAUUUAGCAUAUAUUUCAUGUAAAGCAGACAGCCCGUCAACUAUAAAAAACUUUAUGGAUUUAAUUAAGGAUAAUAAACAUUCUGAUCCUUUUAGUUUGGAAGUGAUCAAACCAGUUGAUAUGUUUCCUCAUACAAAUCAUUGUGAAUUAAUUUUCCUGUUUAAACGUUAAAAACUAUAAUCUAAUAGAAAUAUGUAUAUAUUAUAUUAGUGGUAGGUAGUCAAUUAGUGACUUGUGUCAUAAUUACUUGUCGCUUGUAAAAUAUUAAAAUUAUCUAUUAUGUUUAGGAAUGUUUUUGUUAAUUCAAUUAGGGUAUGUCAUUAUCAUAGUACCUAUUCCAUUUUUGCUUAAUUUUUUGAAAAAAAUAUUUAUUAUUAAUUUUGCAGAAAAACGCCUGUCAGUUGUUGCAUUUGAAAAAUAUAGUCAGUUACACCUCACUGGUCAACAAAAUAUUAUCCUAUAUACAUAAAUGGAUUUUGG
Messenger RNA from Cinara cedri, 2415 nucleotides. The record is from the annotation of a GenBank genome assembly. Lineage: Eukaryota; Metazoa; Arthropoda; Insecta; Hemiptera; Aphididae.